Messenger RNA from Mercurialis annua (annual mercury), 4318 nucleotides. RefSeq names its product ABC transporter C family member 3-like. The transcript has 10 exons. The record is from RefSeq and is a predicted model, not a curated record. NCBI's taxonomy places the organism in Eukaryota, Viridiplantae, Streptophyta, Magnoliopsida, Malpighiales, Euphorbiaceae. Gene Ontology annotation, molecular function: ATP binding; ATP hydrolysis activity; ABC-type transporter activity. Bases 298 to 4161 code for a protein of 1287 amino acids. Gene Ontology annotation, biological process: transmembrane transport. Gene Ontology annotation, cellular component: plant-type vacuole; vacuolar membrane.
AUUUUAGCGGUCAACCGUUAAAUGCAAUUGAAUCAAAAUUCAAUUCUAGUUUUAGGGAACUGCAAUCAAGUUUUUGAUUUCCCAUUUACCCCCAAAUGAUUAAACUUUGAAAAUCGCAGUGCUGUACAAGUUAUUUGCGUUCACUGGGAAAAAAAGCAAUUCAAUUUCAAAAAAAAUGGACGUUGUUGGUCCAUUAUUUCAAACGAGACAUUAUUCAUUAUAGACAGCAGAAUUCGUCGUUGCUAAUUCAGUUUUUAUCAUUGGAUUCAAUCUCUGUGUUAUUUUGGGUUCUUGAAAAUGGAAAUUAAGAAGGAAGAUAGCUUACUCGAAGAACCUCUGUUGGAUGAGAAUUUAAGUAGCUCUGCAGGGGGGAAAUCGAUAAGCGAUUAUUCGAAUGCUGGUCUUAUUAGUCUUCUUUCGUUUUCUUGGAUGGCUUCUUUAAUUGCUCUUGGCAAUAAUAAACCUUUAGACCUCCAUGAUGUUCCUCAACUUCAUGGUGGGGAUACUGCAGCUGCUGCAUUUGCACUUUUCAAAACUAAACUUGAGUUAGAUAGUGGUGUUGCUACUAGAUUAACUUCACUGAACCUUGUCAAGGCGUUAUUCUUGUCAGCUUGGAAAGAAAUUCUGUGGACAGGUUUGCUGACUUUGAUAUGCACGUUAGCUUCUUAUGUCGGUCCAUCUCUUAUAGACAUGUUUAUGCAAUGCCUCAGUGGCCAUGGAGAGUUUAAAAGUCAAGGGUAUCUCUUAGCUUCCACUUUUCUGGCUGCAAAGAUUAUAGAAUGCCUUACUCAGAGACAGUGUUCGUUUAAGUUGCAGAAUAUUGGAAUCAAGAUUCGUGCAGUAUUUGUGGCGAUGAUCUACAACAAGAGUUUGAGCCUUUCAUGUCAAGCAAAGCAGGACAAUACGAGUGGAGAGAUGAUCAAUUAUAUGGCGACUGAUGCUGAAAGGGUUAUUGGAUUUUGCCAGUGUUUGCAUGAGCCAUGGCAGGUGAUUAUGCAAAUUAGUUUAGCAUUUUUUAUACUGUAUAAACAUCUUGGUCUAGCUUCUCUUGCCGCGCUUGUUGCAACUUCUAUUGUCAUGUUGAUCAACUACCCACUAGGAAGAUUAGAGGAGACCUUGGAGGGUAAAUUGAUGGAAUCCAAAGAUAAAAGAAUGAAGGCAACAGCUGAGAUUUUGAGGAAUAUAAGAAUUCUGAAGCUUCAAGCUUGGGAAAUGAAGUUUUUGUCUAAGAUUGUGGAGCUCCGAAAGACGGAGGUAGAAUGGUUGUUGAAAUUCGUGUAUACUACCGCAGUUGGCACCUUUGUGUUCUGGUGUGCUCCUUCUCUUGUGUCCGUGUCCACUUUCGGUUCUUGUUUGCUUAUGGGAAUCCCACUUGAUUCAGGAAAGAUCUUAUCUGCACUUGCAACUUUCAAAAUGCUUCAAGAGCCACUGAUAGGUCUUCCUACCACAAUAUCUACCAUCAUUGAGGCUAAGGUUUCCCUUUGUAGAAUAUCAGCUUUCCUCUGUCUUGAUGACUUGCCGAUUGAUGUUGUGGAGAAACUUCCAAGGAAUAGUUCUGAUACGGCAAUUGAGAUAACAAACGGUAAUUUUUCCUGGGACAUCUCUGUUCCUAACCCGACAUUAAAAGAUAUAAAUUUGAAGAUAUUUCAAGGUAUGAGAGUUGCAGUAUGUGGUACAGUUGGUUGCGGAAAAUCAAGCUUACUAUCCUGCAUCUUGGGAGAAGUACCCAAAAUCUCAGGAUCGGUUAAGUUAUGCGGGACAAAGGCGUAUGUUUCGCAGACGCCUUGGAUACAGAGUGGUACCAUUGAAGAGAAUAUAUUAUUCGGAAAGGAGAUGGAUAGGGUAAAGUAUGAGAGCAUACUAGAAGCAUGUUCCUUAAACAAGGACCUUGAAAUCUUGUCAUUUGGUGAUCAGACUGUUAUAGGUGAGAGAGGCAUCAAUUUGAGUGGUGGACAAAAACAAAGAAUUCAGAUUGCGCGAGCUCUCUACGAAGAUGCUGAUAUUUAUUUAUUUGAUGAUCCUUUUAGCGCUCUUGAUGCGCAUACUGGAUCUCAUUUGUUCAGGGAAGUUUUGGUAGGUCUCUUGAGCUCAAAAGCUAUUGUUUAUGUAACUCAUCAAGUGGACUUCUUGCCUACUGCUGAUCUAAUAUUGGUCAUUAAAGAUGGACGUAUAACGCAGGCUGGAAAAUACAAUGACAUUCUCAAUUCCGGGUCUGACUUUAUGGAACUUAUAGGUGCACAUAAGGCUGCAUUAUCUGCAUUUGACUGCAAACAAGAAGGAGAAUAUUCUGUAAAUGGAAGUAUCAACGAUAGUGACGACCUGAAAGAAGAAGAUAGGGGAGAUUUACUAAACAGUGAUCCUGAUGAGGUAGCUGAGCCGAGAGGACAGCUUGUUAAAGAAGAAGAAAGGGAAAAAGGCAAAGUUGAAUUUCAAGUCUACUGGAAAUAUCUCACAACAGCAUAUGGGGGAGCUCUGGUUCCCUUUAUUUUGCUGUUACAUAUGAUUUUCCAAAUCCUCCUUAUCAGUAGCAACUACUGGAUCACAUGGGCAACUCCCACGUCGAUAGAAGCAAAACCUGUUGUUAACGGAUCCAUACUGAUACUUGUGUAUGCUGCUUUAGCCUUCGGAAGUUCUUUUUGCCUUUUGAUUCGGUCUAUACUUCUUGAAACGGCAGGUCUCAAGACAGCAACUAUACUUUUCAAUAAAAUGCAUCACUGCAUUUUCCGUGCUCCUAUGUCCUUCUUUGACAAAACUCCAAGUGGACGUAUCCUUAAUAGAUGUUCUACAGACCAAAGUGCAGUCGAUUUGCAAAUCCCAUAUCAAGUUUGGGCAGUUGCCUUCGUAAUGAUCAAUCUUCUGGGUACAAUUGCAGUAAUGUCUCAGGUAGCAUGGCAAGUUCUUGUAGUUUUUCUCCCCUUGGUUUCUGCCUGCAUCUGGUACCAGAGUUAUUACAUUUCUUCUGCAAGAGAACUUUCACGGUUAGCUGGAAUAUGCAAAGCUCCAGUUAUUCAGAACUUUUCCGAAACAAUUUCAGGAUCGACAAUUAUCAGGAGUUUUGAUCAACAAUCAAGAUUCCGACAAUUGAAUAUGAAGCUUACAGAUGGAUUUUCUCGGCCUAAGUUUUAUAGUGCUGGUGCAAUGCAAUGGCUUGGCUUCCGCUUGGAUAUGUUUUCUUCUGUUACAUUUGCCUUAUGUCUGUUUUUCUUAAUCUCAUUCCCUGACGGCAUUGAUCUAGCAAUCGCGGGUUUAGCUGUGACAUAUGGACUCGGCUUAAACGUGUUGCAAGCUAGGUUGAUAUGGAACAUUUGCAGUCUUGAGAACCAAAUGAUAUCAGUUGAAAGAGUCCAUCAAUUCAUGUCUAUACCUAGUGAGCCUGCUCUUGUCAAAGAUGAAAGUAGGCCAAAUUGUUCUUGGCCAUGGAAUGGAGAAAUUGAUAUUGCUAAUCUGCAGAUCCGGUAUGCCCCUCACUUGCCAAUAGUGUUGCGAGGUCUGACAUGCACUCUUCAAGGAGGGAAGAGGACUGGUAUUGUAGGAAGAACAGGCAGUGGGAAAUCAACCCUCAUACAAAGUCUGUUUCGAAUUGUUGAACCUUCAGCUGGUCAGAUUGCGAUUGAUGGCAUCAACAUCUCAUCUAUUGGUUUGCAUGAUUUGCGAUCAAAACUCAGCAUUAUUCCUCAGGAUCCUACAAUGUUUGAAGGGACUGUACGGAGUAACUUGGACCCUCUUGAAUCAUUCACAGACAAGGAUAUUUGGGAGGUUCUUGACAAGUGCCAACUUGGUAAUGAAGUCAGGAAGAAGCAGAAAAAGUUAGACUCCAUAGUUACUGAGGAUGGAGAGAAUUGGAGUAUGGGUCAGAAGCAGCUAGUCUGUCUCGGUCGCGUACUGCUCAAGAAAACAAAGAUCUUAGUCCUAGAUGAAGCUACCGCCUCCAUUGAUACAGUUACUGAUAACUUAAUCCAAAAGACAAUUAGAGAUCACUUCUCUGACUGUACAGUUAUAACCAUUGCUCAUCGGAUAACUUCCAUUCUUGAUAGCGACAUGGUUCUACUUCUGAGUCAAGGGCUUAUUGAGGAAUAUGAUUCUCCAGAAAGAUUAUUAGGAAACAAGUGUUCCUCAUUUGCAAAACUUGUGGCAGAGUACAGCGAAAGGUCAGACAAAUGAUCAAUAACAUUUGAGAAAGGGAUGAGAUGGCAAAGGUGGAAGGAGGUAGUAGAAGUGUGAGAAGCAAUGUGAACAAUGGCUUGUUGGUUGGAUAGAUGCAGCAGUAGUCUUAACAUCUUACUUCUGUCUUGGUUUUAUUAUAAUUAAAUUUUGUUUA